AUGUAUAUUGUCACACAGUUCACAGACUCUUUUAAGGUCAUCCCCGAAAAGUUGAACCAUGUCAUCGCUUGCCUUAUUGAUGCUAUCAACUUGAAGUACCAAAACAAAAUGAUAGAAGGAAAAGGUAUUGGUGUGACACUCUAUGACAUCAUUAAAAUAUCAGACGGAGUUAUUGUGAACGGGACGGGUAACGUGUUCUACGACAUCACAUUCAAUUUUGUAGUGUUUUCGCCAUUUGUGAAUGAAUUGAUUCAGGGAAAAGUGCUCCGUUCCCUUGCGACGGGUAUUCAAGUCACUUUGGACUUCACAGACUCGAUCUUCAUUGAUCAGUGUUACUUCCCACCAAACUGCGAUUUCGACGAAGACGAACAAUUGUGGUAUUGGAGUUAUAACGGGACGAAGCUCUAUAUGUACAUCAAUACUCCAAUUCGUUUUAAAGUGCACCACGUCGUCAUGAAGAAGCAAGAAAGCAUUAAGCCAGCUCCCGCGUUGACUGUCCAACAAAUAGCCAAAGAGAAUGAAGACAAAGAAAAGCAGAAGAAAGAAAAGAAAGAGGAGCGCGUCAAGAAAAUUGAAGAAAAGAUGGAGGAGGAAGUCGAGAAUGAGGACAAAUGCCCUUUAAAAGUGUAUGGCAGAAUUAAUGAGAGUGGGCUUGGGCUUACUUCCUGGUGGAAGAACUGA
This is a messenger RNA of Entamoeba invadens IP1, 681 nucleotides long. Its product is annotated as DNA-directed RNA polymerase III subunit RPC8, putative. The coding region runs from base 1 to 681 and encodes 226 amino acids. The record is from RefSeq and is a predicted model, not a curated record. NCBI's taxonomy places the organism in Eukaryota, Evosea, Mastigamoebida, Endamoebidae. Gene Ontology annotation, biological process: DNA-templated transcription; transcription initiation at RNA polymerase III promoter. The transcript is spliced from 2 exons. Gene Ontology annotation, cellular component: RNA polymerase III complex.